Molecule: messenger RNA, 1566 nt
Organism: Esox lucius (northern pike)
Lineage: Eukaryota; Metazoa; Chordata; Actinopteri; Esociformes; Esocidae
Gene: tmem179ba
Product: transmembrane protein 179Ba
Exons: 5
Coding region: 331-1011 (226 amino acids)
Source: RefSeq, a predicted model, not a curated record
UUUCUCUCCCAAAGCCUCCAUUGCAAAUCUAGAAUUGCAACAAACAAGACCCAUGUACCCUAAUUACCUCAUCUUUAUAUCGCUAAACCUAGGACCAGGACAGGUCGCCGAGUGGUUGUAGAAAGUUUGUGUUGGAACGUUGUCGAUUUCAACGGUUUUCAACGGUAUUGAAUGCGCGCCCCCGUGGGAGUUCGAGAACGCGGUUAUGAAAUGUUGGAGCACGUCCCCGGCGCGACUACAGUUUACGUCCAUCAGUCCUUCGGUGGGUAGAGUAUCUCGGCUGGACACCGUGACCGGAGAGCGAGAAGGAGGUUUUGUUAUAUAGGGACGAUGAUUGCAAUACCGAAGAUACCGUGGCCACUUUUGCUCGAGAUGGGGUUGUAUGUCAGUUGUUUCGUGUGUGGGAUAGUUACGGCCGCUUCCCUCACCAUCACACAGGGUAACUUGGGAGGCUUCUGUGUGCUUUACGGCACCGUGGGCUACAAUGUGUCGUCAGAUGCCAUAACGGUGCAGAGCUCCAGCUCUCCAUCUCUCUGUUACUUCGUCUCCUCCAUCUCAGUGUGUGUAGCGGUCUUCUGCUUCUCCACCACGCUCUACUGGAUCUACACAUGCUGUCUGGACGGAGUGGUUACCAGAGAGCGUUUGUGGCUGAACGUGACGUUGGUGCUGUGUGGGGUCUUCCUCUUCUUCCUGCUGGUGACGGGCUGUGUCUUAACCAUAGGAAGGGACACCUUGUGUGAGUCCGUCACGCAGUCCGUUCCACGCGUCAACAGCUGUCAGGAGGCUCAAAACAGGACCUGGCUCAAACCGUACAUUGGAACACAGUUCUACACUGGACUACACACAGCUGGGACGGCGGUGUGGGUGAACUUGUUCUUCUGGAUUCUGAUUGGCAUUCUGGUGGGGAUCCAGAGAGGUCAAGGGUCGGGGGGCAGUUUAAUAGGGGCAGACUCCUCGUCCACACCCUCGGAGACAGAACCCUUCCUGCAUCGCCCGGCCCGGCCGCAGUGACCAGAGUCGUCUUACGUGCCUCUUGACACACACUGCCAUGGACAUGUGCCGACACACACACACGUGUUGACCCAGUGCACACCACAGAAACACACACACACACACAAACACAACUGUUGGUGAAUCUUUGUCGCCACCUAUCAGCAGUCUGGAGUAUUGGUUCUAGAACCGGAUGUGUCCUAACUGACUUCGGAGGAAGCAUCUGUUCACUGGUGACCAAAAUGGACAUUUAAAAUGUCAAACGAAUGUUCCAGUGUCAUGUGGUGUUCACCUUGUUCUGCAUUGAGACAGUUUACUGAGUAGAGUUCAGUGUGUUUUAUCUGUUUAUACUUGCUCAUAUAUCCAGCUGCCGUGCUUGUACGUGGAGGGGAAUGUGUGUGUUUUGUCUGCCUUACCAAAUGACUACUAACUAAUCAACACUUUUCUUAUGUCAUGACUUUGAAUUUAAUUAUUGUAGAAAGGUGAUUUCUGUAUUUUUUUUUUCUUUAUCUGAAGUUAAAACAGUUUUUGACCAUUCAGCCAAUAAAGAUCGGAAAUUCUGUAUUUUUCCACUGA